Molecule: messenger RNA, 1488 nt
Organism: Maudiozyma barnettii
Lineage: Eukaryota; Fungi; Ascomycota; Saccharomycetes; Saccharomycetales; Saccharomycetaceae
Gene: CHM7
Product: Chm7p
Exons: 1
Coding region: 1-1488 (495 amino acids)
Biological process (GO): vacuolar transport
Source: RefSeq, a predicted model, not a curated record
AUGAAAAUUCUGGAUAUUUCUAAAAACAUAAAAUUUUCUAAAAAAUACUCAACAUUAAUUAAGGAUCAAAACUUCUCUAAAUCACUUCACUUUACUGACUAUACAUCUCUAUAUAUUAUUAUGAGCAAUAAGAUUAAACUACCAACUAGUAGGUUAGCAUCUCUCUAUAGAGAUUUUAGAGACCUUAAGGAUCUUAACCCUGACGGAUAUCAAGCCAACAUUAAUACGUGGAAAGAUUAUUUCACCAAUAAUUUGUUAAAUGACACGAGCACUCUCUCUGUACAUUGUGGUAAGAAUCUAUUACAUAAACUGAAUGAUAGUAUAUAUGGUGAACCGAAAAGUAUAGAUAUUGUUAUCGACGAGUUAGUUAGUGAAAAUAUUUUGAUACCAUCAGAGUCAUAUUUUGAUACAAAUAAAAUCGAUUUUGAUAGUAGUUCCAACAAGAUAGGUAUAUUAUCUAGACUAUUUGGGCUACUGGGCCUAAGAAAUGAAAUGAAAUUUACUUCCCGGGUUACUAGAGAUGAUGACACUUAUCUAAAGACUGACAUAUUGAUAGUCAUCAAUAACGUUAAGAAAUCAGGACGAACAAUAGCAGAUAAUAUAUCUAAAAAUAUCGUUGAUAAUUCCUCCGAGUUAACGGAUUUAGUAAUGAAUACAGACACAUUUUUUAAAUCCUCAAAAGUCUGUGACCUCUGGAAGAACAAAAUAGACCAAAAUAUAGUACUUUUUUAUCUUGAAUAUUAUCUUCAUCUGAUUAUUACCGAUAAAAAUAUCGUCAAGGUAAUCAGUGAUAUAAACAAAAAGGAACUAGAGAUAUCAAAUAAUAAAAUUACUGACAUCGAUAUAGGAAUAGUGGAAAUAAAAAAUACGCUGAAUAAUUUAAACAAACAAAUAUCCAAACUGGUAAAUGAGAUUAACGAAAUUGAAACAAAACUACAAUCCGGUAAAUAUAAAUCAUUAUCAAGGACAACUCAAAAAGGAAUCCUAAAGAACAAAAUUAUUUCACAACGAUACUUAGAAAAACUAUCAGGAAAUAAAAAUAAUCUGACAGAAAUUAUGAGACAAUUAAACAUGUCGUUGGUUAACAAAACAAUGUUUGACACAUUAAAACAAUCACAUGACGUAAUUACAUCAAUAAAUGAUUAUAUUGGUAGUAUCGAUAAAGUAACUGAAUUAUUAGAGGAUAUAGAUGUUGAGAAUGAAAAAGCUACCGAAUUAAAUGAAAUAUUAUCGAAAACGAAUGACCUAGAUAAUUCUUUAUUCGAGGAGGAAGUCAACAACGAAUUAGCUGAAUUAGAAAAACAGAUGAAGACAGAAAAACAAAAAGAAUCAACUAGUGAGGUUAGGGAAAAUACCUCGGCGGAGGAAACUGAAGUAAUGGAAUUGCUUAGAGCAGUUACUCUCGAAGACAAAAUUAUCAAGCCAAAUAAUCAACAUGAAUCCAAUACUAAAAUAAUGGAAGAAAAGGUCCUGGAACCUGUAAGUUGA